UUCCAAGAGAGGAGAGGAGAGGGGAGCCAGAGAGAGGGGCGCAAGGUUACAUUGCAAGUUCUUCGCAAAAAUGGGGGACGACCGACCUUUUGUGUGCAACGCUCAUGGCUGUGGACAGAGGUUUACCAAUGAGGACCACUUGGCUGUACACAAACACAAGCAUGAGAUGACUCUGAAAUUUGGACCAGCCAGAACUGACUCAGUCAUUAUUGCAGACCAGACUCCGACUCCCACCCGCUUCCUAAAGAACUGCGAGGAGGUCGGUCUGUUUAACGAGCUGGACAACUCCUUCAAUCACGACGAUGAUGAAAAGAGAGCAAAGAACUCUCACCCUGCUCCUAACUCAGUGGCUGUGGACAUGAGAAUGCAGGCCUCAUCAGAGGUGAAGGUGAAAGAAGAGGAACCUGUAGAGGUGGACUCCUCGCCUCCAAGCAGCCCCGACUCCUUCUCUGAUGAUUCAGACUACAGCAUAGAGCCUCAGGACACACCACCCAGGAGUUCAGCCCCCACCCCGACUAUUAUGCGUCCAGGUUCCCUCCCACUACACCUGGGCUUUGAUGGCUUUCAUCCCACCAUGCCGUCUCCCACCUCCGUCAUCACACAAACCCCGCCCUCCAAUCGUACCCUGUGUUCGCCGACCAGCCACUACCCCAUGAUGAUGCUUCCCUCUGGUCAGGCCGUGCCUUUGCUCCCUGGUCCAAUGCACAUACCUUCUGUCAUUAACCUGGCCCGCCCCAUGUGCAUGGUACCCAACAUUCCUGGGAUGCCCGGCCCCCCUCUGGGAGGCAGCAGCAGUGGCUCUAACUCCCCCUCUGGCUACAGCAUCCACUCAGAGGCCAAGAUGCGUCUGAAGGCUGCCCUGUCACAGCACAGCCCCUUAGGGUACAGCAUGGGGGCCAUGUCCAUGGGAGGCAGCCCCAUGGCCCCUCAGAGGGCGGAGCACAGCCAGCUGCUGGUCCAACAUCCAGACGCUCCAUCACCUGCACAACCUCAGGUAUCUCCAGCGCAGCCUACAGGUGGGCGUCGGCGGCGGAUGGGCGAAGACGACCCCGACGAGCGAAGGCAGCGCUUCUAUGGAAGAGAGCAUGAAAGACAUCUCGGAGCCGACGGGGUCCCCUGCCCCGGUGAUCCAGCACAGCUCCCUGGCACACAGCCCCUCCGCAGGGCACAACGGGCUGAGCAGGGCAGCAGCGGAGGCCAUGGCCAUGUCCGUGCUGGCAGGGAUGGGCCAGCACCAGAGGUCUGAGAGCGGACCCUCUCACAUUAUCAUGGCUGCACAGUCUCAGUCGGCUGCCAGAUGAUGAGCGAUGCCGCCACGGCCCAGACUUGGCUCACACUCGUCACCCAGGGGUAGGAAAGAGCAGCGGAACCCCCCUCCCCAACUUUCCCCCCGAAGUCCAAGUUUCUCCUCGCCCCCUGCCUCCUCCGCUCUCUGACCCUCCUGUGGAGCCGUCACGCUGCGGCCUGGAGCUCAGCAACAGCCUUCUGGGAAUGGACUGAGACCUUUUUGAGAGAGCUUCCCAUUCACUUUGCCAUAGACUACAGGGGCUGGACUCCAAACUUCAUCCUCGUCUCCCCCCCUCUGUGCUUCCCCCCCUCAUCUCUCCUUCCCCCCUCAGUUUAAAUGACCUCUUCACUGGACUGUAGGACUGCAUCGCUCUGAGUGUCGCAAUGAACUCUCCACACGGACACAGAUUUUAACACACAGGUGUUGCACCUCGUCGAUCAAAUCAGAUACCAAACAACACGCAGGGCUUUACACUGUUUUCAGCAGGGAAUUGUGCCUCACACACCCACACGCCAUCACAGCACACAUCCUCCAAAGAUGCAGUAGCUGUCUAGACGUCAGUGACUCACAUCUGACGUUAAACCUUUUGUACACGGUUCCACAUCAAGGUGAUCUCAACAUGGAUCCAAAAACCUUACCUCAAUUACUCCCCUUUAUUAGAACAUUCAUAAACGGUGUGCGUGAUUAGCUCUGCGCGUAUAUAUUGAUGUACUUAGCAGUUUGCCUGCUCCUGAUCUGAUUCGUUAAUAGCUGGAUUAGCAUGUGACUUUUUUCUAUUAGUGUGUUCUUGAUACAGCUAUGUGCAGCUAUACUUUUUAAUCAAUUGGCACAUCCUCCCAGAUAAGUCCAAAACAAGUCGGAUUGACAGAGUAUGGUCUUUACAUCUGUUCUAACCUGAAGGGAAUAAGCCCCUCCUCCUCCUCCUCCUCCUCCUCCUCCUCCUCCUCCUCCUCCUCCUCCUCCUCCUCCUUUCCUCUUCAACAGUUCUUCUGGUUACUGGUUUUCUAAGUGGACGCCUUUUCCAUUUGAUAUGAGCUAUUCUAGUGGCUGUGUUUCUCGGUGUGUGGGCCCUGGACUUACUGUAACUGUUAUUUUCACACUUCUCAGGAUGGUUGCACAUCCUUGCUGCUCGUUGGAAGUGCGAUGAACCCCUCAAUCCCUCUGCUCUUUACCAAACCUAAACCAAGCCAUAAUGACUACAAAUCAGAUGUCUGAAUCUCCAAAGACCACCCUGUGUACGUGUGUUUGGAGGCAGGAAGUAAAUAGCCUGACUGUUAUCUUGUGAUUCAGAGCUCACAGUGACACACACUGCAGUAUAUCACUGCCUUUUACUUGCACUUACACUCUCACACAAAAUGUCUGAUCAUGUUUGCCUUAAAACCACAUUGGUGCCUCCCAUACCCCCCCUAGAACAGAUUUGCUCCUGAGCCAUACAACAAUAUAUAUCUUCUUAACUUCAUCAAAUGAAAAACAACUAAUAAAGAACCAAAAAUCCCUUAUUUAGGAUUCUUUAAAGCCUUUAAAAGAAUGACAACUCUCUUCCAGUGACACAAAUGAUCCAGUACUUGUCUGUCAUCUGGUGGAGGGACUCAGAUAAGACAUCUAAGCUUCGAGGGAAGAACACUUUUGGAUAUCUUGUGACUGAACAGCUCCAUUUCCAAGAUAUAUUUUACAUAAACUCCUAAACAAGCGGUUUUCUUUUCAUGUUGUCUUCCUGCAUAUUGUUCUUUUAUCUGAUAUGAUCAAUCAUAUAUUUUAAAGAUGUGAUACUUCAAAAACCUGUCCAUCAACAUAAGGGCAUGUCUUUAUGCACUAAGAUAAUGCAAGUUUCCUAGUUUUUAUAUCCAUUUAAAAUUCUCUUGGUCUUUUCCAGAGAUAUCAGAUGUUCAGAGUCUCCUCUCUGUACUGUAUACGUUAAUGGGAAUUUGCUCUGCAACUUUAAACGUUUUCACCUUUGACUGAACCUCUUGUCCUACAGUCCCAAUGGCGACCCCGGCAUUUUGUUGUACUUCAGAGCUGGCGCUAUAUUUGGCUGGCAGUCGCUUAUAGACGAUUGUUCGUAUGAAAUGAAAAGUCAAACUAUAUUUAGCUUUCAUGUUUUCAUAUCAUUCAUGUCAUUGGCACCUUUUUCUGUCAGUUUUUGUUUUCUUUUGUGUCUUUUUUUCAGAACGAUACAACCUUUGUCAUUAUGCUUCUGAUUGUACUGAUGAAUAUAGAAACACAUUUCCUUAAAACACAUUUAUUUUUUGUUCGAGAAAUGUCAGUCCUUUUUCAAAAAGCGAUUUGGAUCCUCUUUGUUAUAUCUUAAAAGAUAAAUUUGGUCGUGUCUUUCUAACUUAUUUUUCUAAUUGGGCAACUAACAAACGUCAUUACAGUCUCUGGCAUAUUAGAGUUACCUAGGAUUGUUGUGAGAAGAGCAAUUUAGUGAAAGAUGCAACAAUGUGAAAGUUGCACAUAGCAUACUCGUGUUUGUUCACACUCCCAUCGUUGGACUGAUGAUUUCGGAAAUUGUCCUUGUACAUAUCUGUACUAUAUGAAUAUAUUUACUUUUCCAUGCAUGUCCAAGUGGAAUACUAUGAACACUUACAGUGCUGCAGUUUUAAUUAAAGAAACUACAUGUUAAUGAACAGUUAUACAGUCUGGGUUGUUUGUUUGUUUUCAGUGUAUUUCACAAUGACUGAAAUCGUUGUGGGUAAAAGCGCCGUCCUUUUACAAAACAA
Molecule: messenger RNA, 4008 nt
Organism: Gymnodraco acuticeps
Lineage: Eukaryota; Metazoa; Chordata; Actinopteri; Perciformes; Bathydraconidae
Gene: atf7a
Product: activating transcription factor 7a
Biological process (GO): regulation of transcription by RNA polymerase II
Molecular function (GO): cAMP response element binding; DNA-binding transcription factor activity, RNA polymerase II-specific
Source: RefSeq, a predicted model, not a curated record